Messenger RNA from Sitophilus oryzae (rice weevil), 2049 nucleotides. Its product is annotated as cytochrome P450 4g15-like. The record is from RefSeq and is a predicted model, not a curated record. NCBI's taxonomy places the organism in Eukaryota, Metazoa, Arthropoda, Insecta, Coleoptera, Curculionidae. Gene Ontology annotation, molecular function: monooxygenase activity; iron ion binding; heme binding.
AUAGGAAAAAUAUGACGUGUUUGACGUACAACUAGUACGCAUUGUUUUCUCUAUAUAAAACCAUCUAAGUACAUUUAUUUCGCCAACAUUAGUAGUGGUUGGUUUAGUAACAGACAUAAAUAUAUUAACAAAAUGUCUGCGACGGUGACCAGCCCGGACCAGGUAGCCAGUCCUGGACUGUUCACAUCUACCAACACAUUUUUCUUACUAUUAGUGCCCACAUUAGCCUUAUUUUACGCCUACUGGCGUGUCUCCAGACGUCACAUGAUCGAAUUAGCCGACAAAAUACCCGGACCCAAAGGCUGGCCAUUGAUAGGAAACGUUUUAGACUUAAUAGGAUCACCAAACCAAAUAUUCAAUACCGUAUACAACAGAUCCUUCGAAUUCGGUAGGACAGUCAAACUGUGGGUUGGACCUAGACUUGUAGUAUUCUUGACUCACCCUGAUGAUGUUGAAAUUAUCUUAAGCAGUCACGUCCACAUUGACAAAUCGCCAGAAUACAGAUACUUCAAACCAUGGUUGGGAGAUGGUCUCCUUAUUUCCACAGGCCAGAAAUGGAGGGCUCACAGGAAACUCAUUGCCCCCACUUUCCACUUGAACGUGUUGAAGUCCUUCAUCGAUCUCUUCAACAAGAACAGCAGAGAAACCGUUAAGAAACUAGAAGGAACUCUUGGAAAGGAAUUCGACUGUCAUGAUUACAUGUCAGAAGCGACAGUAGAAAUUCUGUUAGAAACUGCAAUGGGUGUGAGCAAGAAGACUCAAGACCAGAGUGGAUACGACUACGCCAUGGCCGUGAUGAAGCUGUGCGAGAUCCUCCAUCUCAGGCAUGCCAAACUCUGGUUCAGACCAGACCUCAUUUUUAACCUGACCAAUACCGCCAAGUAUCAGGAAAAAUUGAUCGGCGUUAUCCACAGUCUGACUCGCAGAGUUAUUCAGAAAAAGAAGGCUGACUUCGAACAAGGCAUCCGAGGUUCCACAGCUGAACUCCCCGACGAAUACAAAACCAGCAAACUCGAAAAGAACGUACCACUAAAAACAACCACCCUCGAGGGCACUUCCUACGGCCAGUCUGUAGGUCUCAAGGACGAUCACGUAGACGAUGACGUAGGCGAAAAGAAGAGAAUGGCCUUCUUGGACUUGAUGAUCGAAGCCUCCCAAAACGGUGUCGUCAUCAACGACGAAGAAAUCAAAGAGCAGGUGGACACCAUCAUGUUCGAAGGUCACGACACCACAGCCGCUGGUUCCAGUUUCUUCCUGUGCCAGAUGGCUGCCCAUCCAGAGAUACAAGAGAAGGUUGUGCAGGAGUUGGAUGAGAUCUUCCAGGGAUCGGACAGGAUGGCUACUUUCGCCGAUACGUUGGAAAUGAAGUAUUUGGAGAGGUGUCUUUUGGAAACUUUGAGGUUGUUCCCUCCAGUACCUAUUAUUGCGCGUCAGCUUCAGCAGGAUGUUAAAUUGGCUUCUAAUCCAAAUUUGACUCUUCCUUCUGGAGCCACCAUUGUCAUUGCUCAGUUCAAAGUCCACCGUCUGGAAGAAAUUUACGGCCCCAAUCCAGACAAGUUCGACCCAGAUAACUUCUUGCCAGAAAGAGCAGCCAACAGGCACUACUACGCGUUCAUUCCUUUCAGUGCUGGACCUAGGAGUUGUGUCGGUCGCAAAUACGCCAUGUUGAAACUGAAAAUCCUUCUAUCCACCAUCUUACGAAACUACAAGAUCAAAUCCAACUACAAGGAAGAAGACUACAAACUACAGGGUGAUAUUAUUCUUAAGAGAGCGGACGGAUUCAAGAUUUCCUUGGAGCGCAGAAAGCCCUUAAGUGCCACUGCCUAAACUUAUGUUUAGCGCUUCUAGGCCAGAUAUUUAAAUGUUUAAGUUUAAAACAAUGAAGAGAAAUGUUAAAUAUUACUGUGACAUACGUCUUAAUAGUGUACAAAAACUUGUAAAAUACUAAUAAGGGUUUAUUUAUUUAUAAGAAAUUAGAUUUGUAAGAAAAAUGCUUACCUAUUUUAUACGAGGGCAUCUCAAUGAACAAAUAAAGUUCCGUAAAUGAAA